Acanthamoeba castellanii str. Neff is the source of this 162-nucleotide messenger RNA. RefSeq lists its product as uncharacterized. The transcript has a single exon. The record is from RefSeq and is a predicted model, not a curated record. Bases 1 to 162 code for a protein of 53 amino acids. NCBI's taxonomy places the organism in Eukaryota, Discosea, Longamoebia, Acanthamoebidae.
AUGGACUACAUCUACAUUUUCAGAUGCAAUGUUGUCAAUGAUCACAACAUCAUCCAUUGUGAGUAUGUGUCUUGCACAAUGAAGGCUGAGUUCAAGGACAAGCUCAAUGGUGCUGCACAGGGCUUUGGCGUGCUGGUGAUUGAUUGCAUUGAGGACAACUGA